Sphenostylis stenocarpa is the source of this 648-nucleotide messenger RNA. Lineage: Eukaryota; Viridiplantae; Streptophyta; Magnoliopsida; Fabales; Fabaceae. The record is from the annotation of a GenBank genome assembly.
AUGGUAGUGAAGGUGUACGGUCCUCACUGUGCUUCCACUAAACGGGUGCUUGUUUGUCUCGUUGAGAAGGGAGUCGAAUUUGAGGUUGUCCCUGUUGACGUAACAAAGGGGGAGCAGAAGGAUCCUGAGUACCUCAAAUUACAGCCCUUUGGAGUUGUUCCUGUCAUUAAAGAUGGAGACUACACCUUAUAUGAAUCUCGUGCUAUAAUGAGGUAUUAUGCAGAAAAGUACAGAUCUCAAGGGGUUGAGUUGUUGGGGAGGACAGCAGAAGAGAGGGGUCUUGUGGAACAAUGGCUGGAGGUCGAAGCACACAACUUUCAGCCACCAGCCUAUGAAUUGGCUAUGCAUGUUUUGUUUGGUCCAAUAUUUGGCAUCACUCCAGAUCCCAAGGUGGCUGAGGAGAAUGAAGCAAAGCUGGUGAAGGUGUUGGACAUUUAUGAGGAUAGGCUGUCAAAGAGCAAGUAUCUGGCUGGGGACUUCUUCAGCAUUGCUGAUAUCAGUCACCUUCCAUUUACAGACUAUAUUGUGAACAAGAUGGAGAAAGAGUAUUUGAUAAGGGAGAGGAAGCAUGUGAGUGGUUGGUGGGAUGACAUAAGCAGUAGACCAUCAUGGAAGAAGGUUAUCGAUCUCUACAGACCUCCAAUCUAG